UUGUGGUUUGAAGUUCGAAUUUCCUCGUAAAUUAAUAAAUCGGUGAGAGCUCCUCCCGUUUCCUCUUCCUUCAUCCCCAAUUCCGCGCACACGCAUAACGUUGAAGCGUGGGCCUCUUUCGCUUUCUUCUCGAGGGUUUAGACUAGGGCUCCGAUUCCCUUCCGAUCUAGAAAUCCCAGAUCUCUUUCUCUUUCUCCCUUUCUCUCUCUCUCUCUGAGAUCUGUGGUAGCGGGAAAACUGAGACACGAUGUCGGUGAAAACAGUGAAGGUCAGCAAUGUCUCGCUAGGUGCUUCUGAGCGAGACAUUAAAGAAUUUUUUUCCUUUUCUGGUGAUAUUGAAUAUGUCGAAAUGCAAAGUGAAAGCGAGCGAUCUCAAAUUGCCUUUGUCACCUUCAAAGAUUCACAGGGUGCUGAGACUGCACUACUUCUUUCUGGUGCCACAAUAGUUGAUCUCUCUGUUUCCAUCUCUCCCGCUCCUGAUUACCAGCUACCACCAGCUGCCUUAGCUCCUCCACCGGCAAAAGAAAACAAAGCUGCUGGUGGUGCAGAAUCUGUGGUUCAGAAGGCAGAGGAUGUUGUAAGCGGCAUGCUUGCAAAAGGUUUCAUCUUAGGUAAGGAUGCCCUCAACAAAGCAAAAACAUUUGAUGAGAAGCACCAGUUCACAUCCAAUGCUACGGCCAAGGUUGCAUCUCUGGAUAGAAAGAUGGGACUUAGUGAGAAGAUAAGCAUGGGCACCGCUGCGGUCAAUGAGAAAGUUAAGGAAGUCGAUCAGAAAUUCCAUGUCUCCGAGAAGACUAAGUCUGCAUUUGCUGCUGCAGAGCAACAGGUCAGCACUGCUGGCUCUGCCAUUAUGAAAAACCGUUAUGUGCUUACUGGAGCUACAUGGGUGACUGGUGCCUUUAACAAAGUUGCCAAGGCUGCAGAAGAUGUGGCCUUGAAGGCCAAAGGAAAAGUCAAGGCAGAAGAAGAACGCACCGGAAAAGACACAGAAGGUUAUCAAGCAAUUCAUCUCUCGGAAUCUCCAAAAUCUAUUACACCCAGCGAGCCUUCUUCAAAGCCUCCACCUGCACAAGGAUUGAUUCUUUGAUUGUCUAAGGCAUUUGAGAAUAGGCUUUAUAAAUUUUGAACGUUUGGUGUUUCCAUGUUUGUAUCCCGUUCUCUGUAGUUGGUUGGACUCUGUUAAGUGAAAGAUUGCCGACCGUGUGCUCUCUGUCUUCCUAAUGGUGAGAGCUCAACUCUUCAACAGAGAGGAUAGUGCCUUUGAUGUGGAACUGGCAAUCAUUCAAAUCGUGAUCGUGGUAAUGUAAGUUAUUUUGUUUGA
This is a messenger RNA of Nymphaea colorata (pocket water lily), 1321 nucleotides long. RefSeq names its product binding partner of ACD11 1. The transcript has 5 exons. Gene Ontology annotation, molecular function: RNA binding. Lineage: Eukaryota; Viridiplantae; Streptophyta; Magnoliopsida; Nymphaeales; Nymphaeaceae. The coding region runs from base 248 to 1087 and encodes 279 amino acids. The record is from RefSeq and is a predicted model, not a curated record.